Molecule: messenger RNA, 1743 nt
Organism: Scleropages formosus (Asian bonytongue)
Lineage: Eukaryota; Metazoa; Chordata; Actinopteri; Osteoglossiformes; Osteoglossidae
Gene: adss2l
Product: adenylosuccinate synthase, like
Exons: 13
Coding region: 49-1467 (472 amino acids)
Biological process (GO): 'de novo' AMP biosynthetic process; IMP metabolic process
Cellular component (GO): cytoplasm
Molecular function (GO): adenylosuccinate synthase activity; GTP binding
Source: RefSeq, a predicted model, not a curated record
CGCGCUCAUUUUUUAUUCUUCCGGGGUAGGAAAGGCACGAGCGGCGAGAUGGCUGCGGACAGCACUGUUUCUAAUGGUUGUAAGACGACGUCCCUGAACGGCGAGCCGGCCGUUAAGAGGUGCAGGGAUUGCGGGGAGGAGAGCGAUUUGCCCCGCGUCUCCAGGUCGGAGCCGCAGAACAAAGUGACGGUGGUGCUGGGCGCUCAGUGGGGCGAUGAAGGCAAGGGGAAGGUGGUGGACCUGCUCGCCAUGGAUGCGGACGUCGUGUGCAGGUGUCAGGGGGGGAACAAUGCGGGACACACUGUGGUCGUGGACUCGGUGGAGUACGACUUCCACCUGCUGCCCAGUGGAGUCCUGAACAAGAACGCCACCUCAUUCAUCGGAAAUGGAGUUGUGAUUCAUCUUCCUGGACUUUUUGAAGAGGCAGAGAAGAACCUAAAGAAGGGAAAAGGACUGCAGGGGUGGGAAGAACGGCUGAAAAUUUCUGAUCGUGCUCACAUUGUGUUCAACUUUCACCAAGCAGUGGAUGGCAUUCAGGAGCAGCAGAGACAGCAGCAAGCUGGAAAAAAUUUGGGCACCACCAAAAAAGGCAUCGGUCCAGCCUACUCCUCCAAAGCCUCCCGCAAUGGCCUGCGCGUUUGCGAUCUGAUGUCGGACUUCUCUGCCUUCGAGGAAAAGUUCCGUGUGCUUGCUGGCCACUUUCAGACUAUGUACCUGACUCUCAACAUUGAUGUGGAUGCUGAGCUGGAGCAGCUGAAGGGUUUUGCCGAGAGACUGCGUCCUCUGGUCACGGAUGGCGUGUACUUCAUGCACAAGGCUCUCACUGGUCCCAGCAAGAAGAUUCUGGUGGAGGGGGCCAACGCUGCCUUGUUGGACAUCGACUUUGGCACUUACCCCUUUGUGACGUCAUCAAACUGUACAGUGGGAGGCGUGUGUACAGGCCUCGGUGUGCCACCGUCGCACAUUGGCCGCGUUUAUGGUGUGGUCAAGGCCUACACGACCAGGGUGGGCGUGGGCGCGUUCCCCACUGAGCAGGACAACGACAUUGGGGCCCUGCUGCAGUCCCGUGGCAGCGAAGUAGGAGUGACUACAGGCCGGCGCCGGCGUUGUGGCUGGUUGGACCUCGUUCUGGUGCGCUAUGCGCACAUGAUCAACGGUUUCACUGCCCUUGCUCUCACAAAGCUUGACAUCCUGGAUACACUCCCUGAAAUCAACGUGGGUGUGGCUUACAUGGUUGAUGGACAGCCCCUCCCAAGCUUUCCUGCGAACAUGGACAUCUUGAGCAAAGUGUCAGUGGAGUACAGGACAUUGCCAGGGUGGAAGUGCAGCACAGAAGGGGUGCGUAGUUUCACAGAACUUCCACCUGAAGCACAAGAGUAUAUCCGCUUUAUCGAGGACUUCCUCCAGGUGCCUGUUAAAUGGGUUGGAGUUGGCAAGUCGCGAGAGAGCAUGAUCAAACUGUUUUGAUUGGCGGCUCCAGUUCAGUGCCAAACGUUACAGCCCCGGAAUUGCAAUAAUGGAACCAGCACUCAUCUUAUGAACUUAUACUGAGUUCACCAUCACUGGGACCAGACCCUCAAUCUGAUAUUGUCAAAUCAUUUAACAAUAACAUACGAGAUGAGUAACUUCAGGUUAAGAAUGAGGACAACGUCUCUAGCAUCCCUUGGUUUAUUAUACAUUGUAGUAAGAAAAUCUUUGGUUUUAAUUUGUGAAAUUAUUCUGAUUGGAUAAAAGGUUUUUUUU